AUGGAGUCCUCACGCGGCCCUCCCAGGGUCAAGAACAAGGCCGCUGCGCCUAUCCAGAUCUCGGCCGAGCAGCUGUUGCGCGAGGCCCAGGAUCGCCAGGAGGACCAGCUGAAGGCGCCCACCCAGCGCUUUGCCGACCUGGAGGAGUUGCACGAGUUCCAGGGGAGGAAGCGCAAGGAGUUCGAGGACUAUGUCAGGCGCAACCGCAUCAACAUGAACAACUGGAUGCGCUAUGCACAGUGGGAACUCGAACAGAAGGAAUUCCGCCGCGCCCGCUCCAUCUUUGAGCGGGCCUUGGACGUCGAUGCGACGUCGGUCGUGCUGUGGAUCAGGUACAUCGAGGCCGAGAUGAAGAACCGGAACAUCGCCCACGCACGCAACCUCCUCGACCGCGCCGUCACCAUAUUGCCGAGGAUAGACAAGCUGUGGUACAAGUACGUCUACAUGGAGGAGAUGCUGGGCAACAUCCCCGGCACCAGGCAGGUCUUUGAGAGGUGGAUGGAGUGGGAGCCGGACGAGGCUGCCUGGAGCGCCUACAUCAAGCUCGAGAAGCGCUACGGCGAGUUCCAGCGGGCCCGGGACAUCUUCCAGCGCUUCACCAUUGUCCACCCCGAGCCGAGGAACUGGAUCAAGUGGGCCAAGUUCGAAGAGGAGUCGGGCACCAGCGACCUCGUGCGCGAGGUCUAUGCCGCCGCCAUCGAGACGCUGGGCGACGAAUUCGCCGACGAGAAGCUUUUGAUCGCCUGGGCCAGGUUCGAGGCCAAGCUGAAGGAGUACGAACGUGCGAGGGCCAUAUAUAAGCAUGCUCUCGACCGCCUACCUCGGUCCAAGUCGAUGAACCUGCACAAGGCCUACACCACCUUCGAGAAGCAGUUUGGCGACAGGGAGGGCGUCGAGGACGUCGUCUUGUCCAAGCGCCGGAGAUACUACGAGGAUCAGGUCACACAAAACCCCAAGAAUUACGACAUAUGGUUUGACUACGCCCGCCUCGAAGAAACGUCCGGAGAUGUCGACCGCGUGCGUGACGUGUACGAGCGGGCUGUCGCUCAGAUACCACCUACGCAAGAGAAACGGCAUUGGCGCCGCUACAUCUACCUGUGGGCCUUCUACGCUAUAUGGGAAGAGAUGGAGGCCAAGGACGUCGGCAGGGCGAGGCAGAUUUACAAGCUGUGCCUCGACCUGAUACCACACAAAAAGUUCACAUUUGCCAAGAUCUGGCUGUUGAAGGCCCACUUCGAGAUCCGCCAAGGAGAGCUCACUGCGGCGCGGAAGACCCUGGGUCAGGCCAUCGGCAUGUGCGCCAAGGACAAGCUGUACAAGGGUUAUAUCGAGCUCGAGAUGAAGCUGUAUGAGUUUGUCCGCUGCCGCACGCUGUACGAGAAGUACAUCGAAUGGAACCCCACGAACUGUCAAGCAUGGAUCAGGUUUGCCGAACUGGAGCAAAGUCUGGAUGACUUGGACCGAGCCCGUGCCAUUUACGAGUUUGCCGUGGGUCAGGAUGAGCUCGACAUGCCCGAGCUGCUGUGGAAAGCAUACAUUGAUUUCGAGGAAGGAGAGGGAGAAUACUCGAGGACUCGCGACCUGUAUGAACGACUUCUCGAGAAGACGGAUCACGUCAAGGUCUGGAUCAGCUACGCGCAUUUCGAGCUCAACAUCCCGGACGCGGCAGAGGAGGCGGCGAACGGCGACGCCGAAGAGCCACCGAAGAGCGAGGAGGCCAAGGAUCGGGCACGAAAGGUGUUUGACCGUGCCCACAGAAGGAUGAAGGACCAAGAACUCAAGGAGGAGCGGGUGUCUCUGCUCAACUCGUGGCUCGCGUUCGAGCGCACCUACGGCAGCGAGGAGGACAUCGACAAGGUCCAGAAGCAGAUGCCGCGCCGGACAAAGCGCAGACGCAGACUGGAGGACGACACGUUCGAGGAAUACAUCGACUACAUAUUCCCGGCCGACGACGAACAGAAGCAGGACCUCUCCAACAUGCUCGCCAUGGCGCAGCAGUGGAAGCAGGCUGCUGGCGGAGCUGGAUGA
This is a messenger RNA of Neoarthrinium moseri, 2028 nucleotides long. RefSeq lists its product as uncharacterized. Gene Ontology annotation, molecular function: protein binding. NCBI's taxonomy places the organism in Eukaryota, Fungi, Ascomycota, Sordariomycetes, Amphisphaeriales, Apiosporaceae. The coding region runs from base 1 to 2028 and encodes 675 amino acids. Gene Ontology annotation, cellular component: precatalytic spliceosome; post-mRNA release spliceosomal complex; U2-type catalytic step 2 spliceosome. The transcript has a single exon. Gene Ontology annotation, biological process: mRNA splicing, via spliceosome; spliceosomal complex assembly. The record is from RefSeq and is a predicted model, not a curated record.